Messenger RNA from Fusarium poae, 459 nucleotides. RefSeq lists its product as uncharacterized. The transcript has a single exon. The coding region runs from base 1 to 459 and encodes 152 amino acids. NCBI's taxonomy places the organism in Eukaryota, Fungi, Ascomycota, Sordariomycetes, Hypocreales, Nectriaceae. The record is from RefSeq and is a predicted model, not a curated record.
AUGAACAGACAGACAGCAAGCCUCCAGAAAUACAAAAGAUCACAUCCUACGAAUUCUAUCGCCCCUGCAACCACUAUAAACAGCGUUACUGCACCGCUUAUCGAAAACCAAGACAAUGUUGCACCUGCGCAGAUUCACGUCCACUGCGCCCUGAUGGUCGCUAUCCACGGUACAUCGAUGGUACAGGAUGGGACCGCGAUGCGCCGCGGUGGGCAGGUUAUUGUGACGGAUGUCAGAAGGCAGAAAUGGGGUACGAUAUACUUCGGUCGGCAAUCGAUAUUUGUGAGCAUUGGAGGAAAGGGUACUGUUGCGGAUAUGGGGUUUGUUGCAUGUGUUCAGAUGUUCGACCACUGUCUCAUGAUGGUCUCUAUCCGUUGUAUGUUGAUGGGCUUGGGUGGGUUUAUGGUGCGACGCGGUGGCAGUUCUACUGUCAGGCUUGCAAGGACGUACAUGAAAUGA